Messenger RNA from Drosophila guanche, 1190 nucleotides. RefSeq lists its product as uncharacterized. The transcript is spliced from 3 exons. The record is from RefSeq and is a predicted model, not a curated record. NCBI's taxonomy places the organism in Eukaryota, Metazoa, Arthropoda, Insecta, Diptera, Drosophilidae. The coding region runs from base 34 to 1113 and encodes 359 amino acids. Gene Ontology annotation, molecular function: protein binding.
GUUUCCGUUUCCGGUUUAAGUGUCGCCAUUAAAAUGAUUUCCAAAUUACCGAUUGAGAUUCUAGAUAAGAUUUAUGGAUGUUUGAGUUUAAAAGAUAAACUUCAACUGGCUCAAGUCAGCAAAGAGCUUGGCCACGCAUUUCUCUACCAUGGCAAAGUGGCUUAUACGCAUUUGGACUGCAAUGUUUUUACUAAUGAUAUAUUGAGAGUUUUUCUGCCGCUUUGCGGAGCUAGUGUUGUCCACAUGAAUACGACUGAAAAGACAUUCGAGAAGCAUAUUGUGGAGCUAAUAUCAAAGUACUGCACCAACUUGAAAUCUACCAGUACGGAGAUUCCAACUGAGCAUUUGAAGGAGUUCAAGGCAUUUAUAGGCAUUAAAAGCCUAAGAAAAAUUGAAUAUGUAAAUGAAUAUCGUUGUAAUCAUAUAACCGAAUGCAUUAAUACAGAUUGUAAAGAGUUGAAAGUAUUUCACAUAAGGAAUGGACAGGCACAACACAUUCGAAAAUUGAAAAACUUGGAAAAACUGUACCUCAUUUGGCCUGAGAAAAAAUAUUUAUUAAAUAUUUUUGAAAUAGCCUCACACUUAAAAAAACUUCGCAGCUUGGUGGUUAUAUACCAUAGCGUAUCAUUAUGCCAGAAACUUGAUUUUUUAUUACCGGAAUUGGAAGAACUUGAGUUAGUGCAUUGCAGAAUUAGUCUGUCGGUAAUGCCAACAUGUCCAAAGCUCAAAUCGUUAAAAUUUGCGAGCAGAGAAACUCUCAAUAUCGUUCAAAUUGUUUCGAAAAACGCCGAUACCCUGGAGCGUUUACAUCUAAACUCAAUCAGUUAUCUUCCAAAAGAUUUAUUUGAAAUUAUCAGCAAAUGCAAAAAGUUGCAGUUGAUUCAUACACAUUUUAACAUAGCUAAAACUGUGUUUUCGGAAUCUCUAAACUCCUUUAUAAACGUUUUGAAGGAAAAUGGUUUCAACGAGCAAAGGCGCUUUGUUUGGGAACUUAAUCAAGGAAAUACGGACGAUUUUCGAAUAAUGAUGGAACAAUUCAAUCAUUUGGAAAUGUGGAAACUUAUGAAACUGAAUUUAUUGAGUCUUCAUGGCAAAGGAUUUAGGUUGAUAUAGAAUGGGUGCAUAUCAGAAAAAAACGAUUUAAAUGUGCAAUUAUUGGAUGCAUAUUACUACGUGCCGAUACAGAUGUU